Messenger RNA from Ixodes scapularis (black-legged tick), 2413 nucleotides. Its product is annotated as coiled-coil domain-containing protein 174. Bases 179 to 1654 code for a protein of 491 amino acids. NCBI's taxonomy places the organism in Eukaryota, Metazoa, Arthropoda, Arachnida, Ixodida, Ixodidae. The transcript is spliced from 11 exons. The record is from RefSeq and is a predicted model, not a curated record. Gene Ontology annotation, cellular component: nucleus.
ACGCUGCAUACUCUCAAAACCAGACUAUGUUUUGGGAGACAAACAUGGCGCUGACCAUGUCGUAUCUUGGUAACUUGUGAAUCGUAGGAGCUGUUUAUCGUUCAGUGGUUGAGUGAGGCAUUCGUCGGUUCUUAUUUACAAGCCUGCUCACUAGAAAGGUCUGGUUCUCUUGCAAGACAUGGAGGCACCGGAAAAAAAGAGUCGCAACUUCGGGAAGGUAUCGCUGGGAGCGAGUGUGUCAUCGCUGAUCGAUUUGAAAGCGGAAUUGCUUCGAAAGCGAGAGGCGCUGAAGGCAGAGAAGUUGAAGCAACCUGCCCAGAAAGAGGUGUACGUAAAGCAAAAGCUAAGCUUUGCGAACCAGCCUCCCCAUGCUGAAAAAGGACCUCCGAAGACAACCCCAGUUCCCGAGCAGUUCCCAGAAGAAGACGCAGACCUGCAGAAAUCAAGAGCCGCAUUAGAGCGAAAGGCGAAGCUCUAUGACAAACUGAGCUCGGGCCAAGUCAUACCUGACGAUGAGGAGAACGAGCACUACAUGGUCAACUUCCAGCGGAAAGCAGUGGACACCAUCAUAGAGGAGAGGGAAAAUAAAGAACUUAGGGAUGCUCCGACUGUCCCCACUAGGGAGCAGGUCGCGAGGCAGAAGGAAGAGGACGAAGAUAGGAACCUCCCGAGGGCCGAGUACGAGAAGAUCGACGAGGGCCUCGCAGGCACAGAGGACGAGUGGAUUGAUUACACGGAUGCCUUGGGUCGAUCACGGAGGUGCAUGAGGAAGGACUUGCCUAUCCUGAUCAAGAAUGACAGGGAACUCACUGGGAAAACUGGCAUUGUGGAGACGGACAAGCCGGAGCGCACGGCACAGUUCCUGUCGCAUGAACGGAUGCGGGAAGAGCUGAGGCAGAAAUGGGAGGAGCAGGAAGCCGAGAACGCCUUCAAGGAAUCCAUUCAUUACGGAGACGUGCGCUUCCAAGAGGCACGAGAGCACGGCGUCGGCUUCUACGACCUCUCCGGAGAUGCGGCCGAACGUCAGAAACAACUGGACCUUCUCAAUAAGCUGAGAGAACAGACGGAGAAGCAGAAGGCCAUCUCCAACAGCAUGAAGGAGAAGAGGAAAGCGAUGCUGGAGGCCCGUCUUGCUAGGAUUCGCCAGAGGAAGAACAUCCAGACCGAAGGUGAAGAAAAGAAAGAGUCGAGCGACGAGGAAAGCGGCGACGAGGACAAGAAGAAAGAGGAAGAGGUGUCGGUGCUGCCCCAGGGGGCGGCCGAGGAGGCCAAGGACAGCCGCGUGUUCGAGGUGCCCGAGAUGCGGCCUUGGGACCAGGGUAAAAACCUGGCCCAGAUGGUGAACGAGCCACACUUCCGCAAGAAGAAGCUUACUCAAGAGGACUGGAUCGAGAUGCAGAGGCAGGAACGGGAGGGCGAGUUUGCACCUCCGUCCGCUUACUCGACGGGUGCAAAGCAGCCGAAAUAUUCCAACUUCACCCGAGGAGGGGAGGCGUUUGGGCACACCCCAGUCGGCUCCCAGCCCUACAGCGCAGGAACGUCCGAGCCCAGUUACACCCCGAAACUGUCUUUUGAGGACCUCAUAACGCAGAGACUGGCAGAAGUGCGGAAGCUGAGCGAGCAGCAACAGCAGUCUUUCGCGGGUCCGUUCUAGGUGGCCCAAGGACUAAAUCCAACGUUGAUGGACCAUGUUUUUUUUUGUUCACAUUGGUCACUGGGAUAAUGUAAAGCUUCACACCUUUGGGGUGCCCCCGCUGGUCUUUACACCAAACAAUUAAAGGACAAAGGAACAUUAAAUAUUUUGCAGCAACACUUCUCAAUCCAUGCCUUUGCACGUGCCUUGCAAGUGGUAGUGAAUACAGUGAAUAAUAGAAUCUUUAUUUAUAUGAACUUUUACCUGAUCAAAUUUCAAAGAACCUUACUUUGGGGGGCAAAAGCUCGCGCUGCAGAACCCACGGAUCCUGGGUUCGAUCUCCGCUCCUGCUUGUUCUGAUCUGGAUGAGCAUCGCACCGGCGCAUGGUUGUGCAUCAGUACAGGCUGAUGCACAUUAAUUAAAGACCCUUGGCCAGCAGGCGUAGAGCACUGGCUGAAUUUCUCACUUACAACAUGAACCAGUGUUGCGAUACAAUGGCAGACUGACCUCGCACUACGUAAAUACUGUCUAAUUCGCUUUGCUGUUUGUCUCUGCUACCAGUGCCUUGCCAUAAGCAUAGAUUUCACAUCCGUAUGUGGUACGAUAGACUAGAGCAUACAAGGCUUUUAUUAGCAGCUUCACAUAUCCAUAAUAGUAUGUUCACAGUUCUUAGCAUAUCUUGGCUUCACUGGCUAAUGUAGUGCAGGGGUCAACAGGCUUUCAAUAAACAGUAAACACGGGGAAACAAUUCUUAUUUUUAAACAAAUGUGUGACAAAAA